This is a messenger RNA of Bradysia coprophila, 1363 nucleotides long. RefSeq names its product regulatory particle non-ATPase 7 (gene Rpn7). NCBI's taxonomy places the organism in Eukaryota, Metazoa, Arthropoda, Insecta, Diptera, Sciaridae. Gene Ontology annotation, biological process: proteasome-mediated ubiquitin-dependent protein catabolic process. Gene Ontology annotation, cellular component: proteasome regulatory particle. The record is from RefSeq and is a predicted model, not a curated record.
ACAGUAGCUAGCGCACUGUCAUGACAUUGCGGCUUUGAAGAAAACAAAAUUGUCUUUGAAUUCGUGGUGGAGUGUUGAACAAAUUAAAUCUCAUCGCAAAACGUCAACAUCGUACUCUAAAAAUGCCUGCUGAGAAUCUGGAAGAGCAAGGUCUCGAGAAAAAUCCGAAUUUGGAACUUGCCCAGACAAAGUUUCUACUAACAUUGCCAGAACAUCGCAAUGACAAAGCCCUUGCUGAGAAACUUCUGGGAGCCAUAAAGGCUGAUAACAUGGCCGUGUAUUAUGAGGAGGUGUGCAAACAGCUCGACUGGAAAGUGGAUCAACAAUUGUUGGCAUCGAUGAAAGUAACGAACCAGCAAAAAUUGGAAGCCCUGGACGCUGCUAUCGAAGAUGCUGAGAAGAAUUUGGGCGAGGGUGAAGUACGUGAAGCUAAUUUGAAGAAAUCCGAAUUUCUUUGUCGAAUUGGUGACAAGGACGCAGCAAUUACGGCUUUCAGGAAAACAUAUGAGAAGACUGUAUCGCUUGGUCAUCGUCUUGACAUCGUCUUCCACAACAUUCGCAUUGGUUUGUUCUAUUUGGACCACGAUUUGAUCACAAGAAAUAUCGAGAAGGCCAAGACUUUGAUUGAAGAAGGAGGAGAUUGGGAUCGUCGCAAUCGGUUGAAAGUGUACCAGGGAGUCUAUUGCGUUGCGAUUCGUGAUUUCAAAAGUGCGGCCAACUUUUUCCUAGACACCGUCAGCACAUUCACCUCGUAUGAACUGAUGGAUUAUGUUACGUUCGUUCGUUACACCGUUUACGUGUCCUUGAUCAGUUUACCACGCAAUGAGCUUCGAGACAAAGUGGUCAAAGGUGCUGAAAUCCAGGAAGUUUUACACUCAUUGCCUGACGUUAAAUCAUACUUGUUCUCGUUGUACAACUGCCUCUACUCCGACUUCUUCAAAGAACUCGCUGAAGUGGAAAAUAUGCUAUGCAAGGACUAUCUAGUUCAUCCUCACUACCGCUACUACAUCCGUGAAAUGCGAAUCAUUGCGUACACACAAUUGUUGGAUUCAUAUCGUUCGCUGACGCUGCAAUAUAUGGCCGAUGCAUUUGGUGUGUCGAUUGAUUACAUCGAUGCGGAAUUGUCGCGUUUCAUUGCCGCUGGACGAUUGCACUGUAAGGUGGAUCGAGUUGGAAGAAUCGUCGAAACGAAUCGGCCGGAUAACAAGAACUGGCAGUAUCAGGCAACGAUUAAGCAGGGAGAUUUACUAUUGAAUCGCAUUCAGAAAUUGAGCCGAGUAAUUAAUAUUUAGAGAUUGGUAAACAUGAUGCCGAUGGUUUUUGUUUGAGUUUACAAUAAAGAAUUUCAGUUUGGAACUAAAAA